AUGACUGACCAUGGAAAGCCUUUAGUAUGUUGGGCAGAGGAAAAGUCCAUCCCUCAGGUUCCCUUUGAGGGCUUACACCUCAGGAUAUGGAUAGUAGAUGGGGUGGAGAAGAGAAAGAAACAGAAAGGGGAAGAAGAAAAGACUAAUUUAGCAGAGUGGAGAGCUGAGGCCCAAAGCACUGGGUCCCAGUCUCUGCAACAAUGGGAUAUUAUCUCUAUUGCUGUGGUAUUUCUUCAUUGUGCUAAAGCAGUAAUAUAUAGUGAAAUUGACUCAUGGCUCUAUGGCUGUAAAGAGAUUUUGAUUGAUAUGAAACAUGCAGAUGAAAUCAAACUAUCCCAUAUUUGCAGGUAUGGCCACUUUUCGGGUAUCAAUCGCAAAGUUCAACUGAAAUACCAGCCAAGGGGGUGGAAGAGACGUUCAAGUAGCGAAGAAGGUGACUCUCCUCGUGAACCCUCUCUUGUGUUGAUCCUGAAGUGGGGAGGAGAACUGACCCCAGCAGGGCGCAUUCAGGCAGAGGAGCUGGGUCGUAUUUUCCGCUGUAUGUACCCCGGAGGCCAAGAACGAUCUGAGUGGAUUGAAGAAUCUUUGGCUGGAUGUGAGUAUGCUGGUACACAGGGUCUGGGCCUCCUCCGCCUCCACUCAACUUACCGCCAUGACCUCAAGAUCUACGCUAGUGAUGAGGGGCGGGUCCAGAUGACAGCAGCUGCUUUUGCCAAGGGACUUUUGGCACUAGAAGGGGAGCUCACACCAAUACUUGUGCAGAUGGUCAAGAGCGCUAACACCAAUGGGCUCCUGGACAAUGACUGUGACUCGUACAAACACCAGAACAUGGUCAAGAACCGUCUCCAUGAGGCCAUGCAGCAAGACCACGACCUCACACAAGAAGACAUGGAGAAGCUCAAUCCCACCAACUCGAGGUCCAUCUCAACGGCACUCGAGUUCAUCCAGAACCCAGUCAGGAUGUGUGAACAUGUCUAUGGCCUCAUCAAGAAGCUUAAUGAACGGAUUAAGAUUAGAAAGGAAGAUCAAAAGACUAAGGACCUGCCCCUGUACCAUGGUGAAUCUUGGGAACUAAUGCAGCGCAGAUGGGCCAAGCUGGAAAAGGACUUCAGAACCAAGAACCGAAAUUUUGACAUUUCCAAGAUCCCUGACAUUUAUGAUUGCAUCAAAUAUGACCUUCAACACAAUCACCAUACACUGCAGUUUGAGUAUGCAGAAGAGCUUUACAAAUGUGCAAAGUACUUGGCUGAUGUCGUGAUUCCUCAGGAAUAUGGUAUGACCCAGCAAGAGAAACUGGCCAUUGGUCAGGGCAUCUGCACUCCUCUUUUGAAAAAAAUCCGAGCUGACUUACAAAGGAAUGUUGGAGAGGAGGAGAGCGAGGAAAAUCAAGGGGAAAGCAUCAAUAGGUUAAAUCCAAUAUAUUCCCAUGGGGUCAGUAGCCCAGGUCGCCACGUACGCACAAGGCUUUACUUCACCAGCGAGAGCCACAUCCACUCGCUUUUGACCGUUCUCAGAUUUGGAGGAUUAAUAGAUACCAUGAAAGAUGAACAAUGGCACCGUGCUAUGGACUACGUAGGUGCAGUGUCAGAGCUGAAUUACUUGAGCCAGAUUGUCAUAAUGCUGUACGAAGACCCAACCAAGGACCCAACCUCAGGUGACAGAGAUGACUCACAAGUGAUGGGGGAGAGGUUCCAUGUUGAGCUGCACUUCAGUCCGGGUGUCAAUUGCUGUGUUCACAAGAAUCUGCCUCCAGGACCUGGCUUUCGACCCAAGAGCAGGAACGAGCCCGUGAGUUUUGUGAUGUUUUUGAGAUUUUAUUUUCGGUGAGAAUUUAUUGGGUGUGUUGUGGCUCCUGUGUCUAGGGCCUAUUGCAUCCAAGAUUUAAAAACGAUAUGAUUUAAUUAAGACAGUAGAUACUGACUUUUAAUGCUGUGAAUAGUUUGUAGGUUUUUUGUAAAUGUUUAAAGGAUUUUAACUUUUUAUCAGAGGUUGUGUAAAUGCUGUAUGUUGUCCAUUUACGUGAAGCAAAUGUCAAAUCUUAACAGAAUAACUUAUUGAAAAAAAGCAAAGGGCAGUAAGCUCUUAGUUAGUGCAUUGUUUACAGGUCUUUUGCUUUUCUUAUUUUCAUGCUGCAGGAAAAAUAUCAUGUUUGCUUAGGAAGACCAAAUAUGACUUCUAAUGUGGUAAGAAAAUAUCUGAUUACUUCAG
Molecule: messenger RNA, 2208 nt
Organism: Penaeus indicus
Lineage: Eukaryota; Metazoa; Arthropoda; Malacostraca; Decapoda; Penaeidae
Product: inositol hexakisphosphate and diphosphoinositol-pentakisphosphate kinase-like
Exons: 14
Coding region: 1-1827 (608 amino acids)
Biological process (GO): inositol phosphate biosynthetic process; inositol metabolic process
Cellular component (GO): cytosol
Molecular function (GO): diphosphoinositol pentakisphosphate kinase activity; inositol hexakisphosphate kinase activity; 5-diphosphoinositol pentakisphosphate 1-kinase activity
Source: RefSeq, a predicted model, not a curated record